Molecule: messenger RNA, 996 nt
Organism: Ostreococcus lucimarinus CCE9901
Lineage: Eukaryota; Viridiplantae; Chlorophyta; Mamiellophyceae; Mamiellales; Bathycoccaceae
Exons: 2
Biological process (GO): protein phosphorylation; positive regulation of transcription elongation by RNA polymerase II
Cellular component (GO): cyclin-dependent protein kinase holoenzyme complex; nucleus
Molecular function (GO): RNA polymerase II CTD heptapeptide repeat kinase activity; ATP binding; cyclin-dependent protein serine/threonine kinase activity
Source: RefSeq, a predicted model, not a curated record
UGGGGCGCGCGCAGCGUGGAGUGCUACGAGAAGCUCGAACAAGUGGGCGAGGGGACGUACGGACAGGUGUACAUGGCUCGAUGCAAGGAGACGCAAGACAUCGUGGCGCUAAAGAAGAUUCGAAUGGACAACGAGAAGGAAGGGUUCCCAAUCACGGCUAUUCGAGAGAUUAAAAUCUUGAAGAAACUUCGGCACAAAAACGUGGUUGAUUUGAAAGAGAUCGUCACCUCUAAGGCGAACGCGUCGAAUGGACACAAGGGGAGCAUUUACUUGGUGUUUGAGUACAUGGAUCACGACCUCACCGGGCUGGCGGAACGGCCAGGUAUGAAGUUUAGCUUGCCGCAGAUAAAGUGUUACAUGAAGCAGCUGCUCACGGGUUUGCAUUACUGUCACAUCAACAAUAUUCUUCAUCGCGAUAUCAAAGGAAGUAACUUGCUCAUCAACAACAACGGGGUGCUGAAGCUGGCGGAUUUUGGUUUGGCGAAGUCGAUUACGAACGAAAACGCAAAUCCGCUGACGAACCGAGUCAUCACACUUUGGUAUCGUCCGCCCGAGCUGUUACUCGGUGCGACACAGUACGGUCCGAGCGUCGACAUGUGGAGUGCGGGUUGCAUUUUCGCCGAACUCGUGCACGGAAAACCGAUUCUUCCUGGGAAAGGCGAGAUGGAACAACUGGAUCUCAUCUUUAGGCUCUGCGGUACUCCGACGCCGGAGAACUGGCCGGACGCCGACAAGCUGCCGUACGCGAAACAUUUCAAGCAAAAGAAGCAUUAUCCGCGAAGACUGCGCGAAGUUUUCGCCCGGUUUUCCCCGAGCGCGAAGGAUUUGGUCGAGCGUUUCUUGACGUUAGAUCCGGCAAAGCGGAUCACGGCGAUUCAAGCUUUAGAUUCAGAUUGGUUCUGGGAAGAUCCGAUCGCGUGCGAGCCUGAAGACCUGCCUCGGUACGAGCCUUCGCACGAGUUCCAAACGAAAAAGCGCCGUCAAGAGGCAAAGCGC